AAACGAGUAGGAUUGUAUUAACACCCAAUCUCUCGAUAAGACCCUGUCGCGCAGCGUGUUGACUGGGCCCAAAGGGAGUUCCCUACAUAAGGCGGACCACCGACCGCGACCGAAUCUAUCGUCUCAACUCUCAUAUCUAAUCUUGCAUUCAUCGAGAGAAAAUGUCACUUCACCCUCUUGACCCCGCUACCGCGGUCGAGAUUGAGAAAGCCACCACCUUGGUCAAAGACGCUUAUCCUGGGAUUCCCCUGCACUUCAAGGCCGGUGGUUUGCAGGAACCACCCAAGGCGGCUCUGCUCGAUUUCCUGGAUGCUGAAUACAACAAUAAACCCCUACCUUUUCUCCCCAGAUGCAUAUUUCUCAACUGGUACAUUAAACGGACGCCUCGGCUCUUCGAAGCAGUGGUAGAUGUAACCAAUGGCACCUUCGUCCACCACGCUGAGCUUCCCCGAGACUUCCAUGGUCCGGGCGACCGAGCGGAGAUGAAUGAAGUAGCUCAGGCUGUCAUGGCUGAUCCUGCAGUACAAGCGGAAAUUAAGCGCCUGCAGAUUGAUGAUACUACGGUCGUUCUUGACCCGUGGGACUUUGGUGUGGAUGGCGAGGAUACACAGACGAGGCACGCUCAGGUGUUCAUGUACAUGAGAAACCCGGCAAACAACGAUCCGGACUCCAAUCACUACAGCUUUCCGCUCGACUUUAUGGUUACUGUUGACUUGUGUGCCAUGAAGGUGAAAAAGAUCAUCCGACUUCCUCUUGGGGCCGAUGAGAGCGUGACACAGGGUUCCAGCGUGCCUCAUCGCCGUACGGCUCCAGAGGAGCCUGAAUAUGACCACCGUCUGCAGAAGACCCCUCCGCGAAUGACAUUAAAGCCAUACCAAGUGGUUCAGCCCGAGGGUGCCUCCUUUACUGUUAAAGGUCACCUUGUCGAGUGGGAGAAAUGGCGAUUCCGAGUUGGUUUCAACUGGCGCGAAGGAUUAACGCUGCAUGACCUCUCUUUCGACGGUAAAAGCAAUUUCUACCGUCUAUCACUCGCUGAGAUGUUUGUUCCGUAUGGUGAUCCACGCAAUCCCAUCUACCGUAAGGCUGCGUUUGACCUGGGAAAUGUGGGUGCAGGUGUGACGGCCAACAACCUGCAGCUUGGCUGCGACUGUCUCGGUACGAUCAAGUAUAUAGAUGGUCAUGUCGUUUCAGUGGACGGCGAUGCAUCUCCCCGACCAAAUGCGAUCUGUAUCCACGAAAUCGACAACGGGAUCCAAUGGAAGCACACCAAUCACCGUACCGGCAAAGCAACAGUAGUACGCAAGCGGCAAUUGGUCCUCCAGACUAUCAUCACAGUGGCCAAUUACGAAUACAUCUUCAUGUGGUACUUUGACCAGUCUGGUGAAAUCACCUUCGAGACCAGAGCAACUGGGAUCCUCUCCACUCAGCCUAUUGGCAAAGACGUCGUGGUUCCGUGGGGAACCCGGGUAGCAGAUGGUGUCAUGGCCCCGUACCACCAGCACUUAUUUAGCCUUCGUAUUGAUCCUGCGAUUGGCGGUGUGCACAAUAGCUUUGCUUCCACAGAUUCUGUGGCCAUGCCAUGGGACGAUCAACUCAAUCCCCUAGGUACAGGCUAUGUGACAGAGCAGAAGAUUCUGGACCGAGCAGGUCAUGUCGAAGACGAUGUCAGCAAAGGCCGAGUCUUCCAAAUCCUAAAUGAAAACAUCGAGAACCCGGUCUCGGGUACUCCGCUGGGAUAUAAACUCGUUCCUCAUAGGUCCCAGAUGCUCCUAGCCAAACCCGGCUCCUGGCAUUGGCGGCGGUCUGAAUUCGCCGAGCACUCGAUCUGGGUCACCCGGUAUCACGAUGACCAGCUCUUCCCGGCCGGUAAAUACACAAACCAGUCACUUGGUGGCACAGGGAUCAAGUCCUGGGUUGAAUCCCGGGAGAAUGUCCGCAACCAGGAUAUUGUCAUCUGGCAUACUUACGGCCUUACGCAUAACCCUCGAGUGGAGGACUUCCCAGUUAUGCCGGCAGAGAUUGUUCAGGUGCAUCUGAAGCCUUACAAUUUCUGUCUGUUCAAUCCGACGAAUGACGUACCUCCAUCUAACCAGAAGGCGAAUCAGAGUGUCGAGUAUAAGGCGCCAGAGCCUGUGGGGUCUGUGUGCUGCAAGAGUAAUUUGUAGGAGCUUUUGAUUCGCUUGUUUUAUUGAAAUGUGUAGGUUCGAUCUCACAGAUGAUCAGUCUGGACCUAUAAUAUCAUGCGGGCUAUUUUGGAGCUCAAGUCUGUUAGUGAAACCAUUUGAACAAGUCAUCCACAUGUGGAGGUCUGAAACUUGGAGUAUGCCUAGAGGUAUCGCUGGCAAGGAAAUCAAAUCCGUGGGUGUCAAAUGACGCACAUAGAGCAACGAGAGAAUAUGAACAGGUCAGAAAGAAUUCCUGGGACGUUCUUGUUGAUCAUCAUGUCCUUUGUCCCAAUUACCAUAGCUCAUCGCGCCUGAUCAGGAUGUAAAACAAGUGAUUUAUCCUGUCUGUGCAUUAUCGAAAC
Molecule: messenger RNA, 2527 nt
Organism: Aspergillus neoniger CBS 115656
Lineage: Eukaryota; Fungi; Ascomycota; Eurotiomycetes; Eurotiales; Aspergillaceae
Product: copper amine oxidase
Exons: 4
Coding region: 162-2165 (667 amino acids)
Biological process (GO): amine metabolic process
Molecular function (GO): copper ion binding; primary methylamine oxidase activity; quinone binding
Source: RefSeq, a predicted model, not a curated record